AUAGACCCCGCGUCUGAAUCCAUUCCAAUGGAGCCAGACAAAUCAAGUGAUGCCCAGGAGCCCACUCUUCAGAAACCACAGUCCAGCUCAGUGAAAACAACAUGGAACGAGAUCACAGUGGAUUUCAUAAUGAGGACCAAAAUCCACGGUUUGAAGUUUGUCUUCUCUGUGGACAAGUCAAAACCGCAGCGAGUCAUCUGGAUCAUGGCCUUCUUCCUUUGUCUCAGUCUUCUCUUCACCUGGUCCUGGAAUCGAAUCUUCUAUUUGAUGUCCUACCCCGCUGUCACCAAGAUCUACAUGGUCUGGGCUCACAACAUGUCCUUCCCAGCGGUUACGUUCUGUAAUAAAAAUGUUUUCCGGGUGUCCUCUCUGACUAAGGAUGACCUGUAUCACAGCGGCUACUGGUUGGACCUCCUGUAUCAUAAUCACACAGUCAUAAAGAGGAGCCUGUCUAUCCUUAAAGACAAUCACAAGCAGGGUCUGCUCACUCUCCUGGACUUCAACAGCUACUCCCCGCCCCCCAAUUAUCACAUCAACACCACAGAGAUGAUGGGUCGGCUCGGUCACCAGCUGGAGGACAUGCUGCUGGAGUGCAAGUUUCGUGGGGAGAACUGCACCCACAAAAACUUCAGCACUAUUUACACGCGGUAUGGAAAAUGCUACACUUUCAACUCGGGAUUAGAUGGCAACCCUUUGCUGACCACAUUAAAGGGUGGCACAGGGAAUGGCUUGGAGAUCAUGUUGGAUAUUCAGCAGGAUGAAUACCUGCCUGUUUGGGGAGAAACAGAUGAGACCUCCUACGAAGCAGGCAUCAAGGUUCAGAUCCACAGCCAGGACGAGCCGCCCUUCAUUGACCAACUGGGAUUUGGUGUGGCCCCUGGUUUUCAAACUUUUGUGUCAUGUCAGCAGCAACUGCUUCAGUACCUCCCACCGCCUUGGGGAGAUUGCAAGUCUACUCCCAUGGACUCUGAAUACUUUUCCACGUACAGCAUCACUGCAUGCCGCAUCGACUGUGAAACACGGUACCUUCAGGAGAACUGCAACUGCAAGAUGGUUCACAUGCCGGGAAACAUAGCAGUUUGCACACCUGAGCAGUACAAAGAUUGUGCUGAUCCAGCUUUAGACUUUUUGGUAGAGAAAGACAACGAUUACUGUGUCUGUCAGACCCCCUGCAACAUGACUCGCUAUGGCAAGGAGCUGUCCAUGGUUAAGAUCCCCAGUAAGGCAUCUGCUAAAUAUCUGGCUAAGAAAUUCAACAAAACUGAGCAAUAUAUUGGAGAAAAUAUCCUGGUCUUGGACAUCUUCUUUGAAGCUCUGAAUUAUGAAAAGAUUGAGCAGAAGAAGGCCUAUGAAAUUGCUGGACUUCUCGGUGACAUUGGAGGUCAGAUGGGGCUAUUUAUUGGAGCCAGUGUUCUUACAAUACUGGAAAUAUUCGACUACCUAUAUGAGGUGUUUAAAGAUAAGCUUUUGGGUUACUUCACACGGAAGAAACGGCCACAGCGCUGUCAGAGCGACAAUCUGGAGUUUCCAGAGAACCCAACCAGCCCUGGUGUCACGCCUAAUCAUGCCCCCAGAGCACCUGUGACACCCUCCGGAGUCACUCGGACAGUCUCGGAUUCACGCCGAACAUGUUACCUCGUCACCCGACUAUAGGAAACUUUGAGGAGUUUGCUUGUUGACAACAUAAAGCAGGGGUUGUGGGUGGGGUGGAACAUCUGGGUACUUGACAGCAAACUGUGAAAUCAUUUUAACAGAGAAAGGUUGAGUGUAUAUUCACAAAAUGCAUAGUACAGUUUUAUCAAUGCCUGAAUAGAAAUAGAAUACUAUCAUCAGAAACAAAAAGAGACCACUUCCAAAAACAGAACUCAGGUUUAACUGCCAUGUCAAGGCAUCCAUGUUAAUUUACUCAUGUUUCAUUCUGUAGAUUUAUGUUAUCCAGUACACAAUCAGUGAAGAUAAAUGUGUCCAAAAAAGGAUUCUAAACUGUGUUGAGAUGAGUCACGUGGUACUGCUGUGCUAGUAUUGCUGUACAUCAGUCUAGUAAAAAAAAAAUAAAGCAACAACAAAAGCAUGUGGAUUUGUAUGUGUAGCAGUGUUUAUCAGUGUUAUGCCUCCAGCAUCUAACCAAUGCUGUACUGAGUGACCUUAUACCAGUCACAAGUUUUAACAGAAGAGCCUUUUUAGAGAUCUGCUCCACUUUUAAUGAGCUGAUUGUUGACAAGAAUAAAACACUAGACUAGUGUUGAAUGUUGCCUUUUGCUACUAUGGGGCUUUAAAUUGUCUUUAAUUAGACAUCUGUGCUUACCUAACAUAGAAACACAAGAGGAACUUGAUGAUUUG
Molecule: messenger RNA, 2340 nt
Organism: Archocentrus centrarchus (flier cichlid)
Lineage: Eukaryota; Metazoa; Chordata; Actinopteri; Cichliformes; Cichlidae
Gene: asic1c
Product: acid-sensing (proton-gated) ion channel 1c
Exons: 11
Coding region: 28-1653 (541 amino acids)
Biological process (GO): sodium ion transmembrane transport
Cellular component (GO): plasma membrane
Molecular function (GO): ligand-gated sodium channel activity
Source: RefSeq, a predicted model, not a curated record